AUGCAGACAACGAACACCGUCCGCGGCUACUCCGAGUUCUUCGCCUCGGGCUUCCGCGCAGUUACCAACCGGCGCGCACGACGCACAUCGACAUCGUUCUCCUCCUCCCCCUCGUCGGCCGCUCAGCGCAGCGUCGCGCUCGACUUUGGCCAUGGGAUCGUGGGCAGCGCAAACGUGAACACCAUCGGGUUUGGAAUCGGAUAUGCGCCUUCCUCCUCCUCGUCCUCAAAGGGCCCUUCAAAUUCAAAGGCCACCUCCACCUCCCCGUCUGCAUCCUCUGCGGCUAGCGCUGGUGCACGACGCACACUCGCCGACAUCACCCAGCGCCGCCGGCCCCGGCCUACAUCCAUGAUCGUCCAGGACACCAUCCCCAAGGUUCCCAAAGCACCCACCUCACCCACCUCUCCAACCACAGCAACACAUAGAGUAAGGGAGAAGCGCCACCGCCGCUCGUCCUUCGUCUCCUUCUCCUCGCGCCUCUUCGACCGCAUCGCCUCUCCAUUCGACGAGAACGGCUCCAUGUUCUCCCGCUCGUCCGCGAGCAGCAGGCGGUCUUCGCGGGCGUUCAACAACAACGCGGAUGGUGGUGAUGAGGGUGCGGCACCCGAGGUAUGGAUCACAGCUGGCGGUCCGUACACGCCGUCGGCGCCCAACGGCAGCCCGCUAUUCCACCACACCAUCGACCCAUUCGCCCCCUCCACCUCCGCCUCGCCAUCCACCAAGUCGCUCUUCAUCGACCUGUCCUCCUCCUCUUCCACUUGUCCUUCGCCCUCUCCCCAUCGCCAUCCCUCACCCUCGCCUCACCCCUCCGGUGCCCCCGCCAACAAACGCGAAUCCUUCCUCUCCCUCACAUCCACCAACUCGAACCGGUCCUCCCUCAUCCUCCCUUCCUCCAACUUCAUCCCAUCAAUCCCACUCCCACUAACAAGGAAACGCGAGCGGCCCACCUCGAUCCAGACCAUGCCCCUCCCGUCGCGCAGUCGCGCGUCCUCGUUCUCAUUUCCUUACUCUGUCCCCAUCACCUCGCCACGCAAUGUCACGCACGAAAAGGACACCACCCUCGCAAGGGACAGGGACAGGGACGCCAAACCCGACUUCUUCCUCAUCCUCGAGGAGGAGCCGUCCUCCGCCGCCGCAGUUGACCUCUUUUCCUCCUCGCGCAAGGCUACAGGAAAUGGAAAGCUCUUCGCUUGCGACGACGACGAGGACGGGGACGAGAGCGAGAGUGAUGAAGAAAAUGGUGGCGGAUAUGGUGGAUGGGACGCACCGGCGAGCAUCGACUGGCGGCAGUUCCAUAUCGACCUGCUGACGAGUGACGCUUGA
Molecule: messenger RNA, 1323 nt
Organism: Cyclocybe aegerita
Lineage: Eukaryota; Fungi; Basidiomycota; Agaricomycetes; Agaricales; Hemipholiotaceae
Source: the annotation of a GenBank genome assembly